Molecule: messenger RNA, 23609 nt
Organism: Penaeus vannamei (Pacific white shrimp)
Lineage: Eukaryota; Metazoa; Arthropoda; Malacostraca; Decapoda; Penaeidae
Source: RefSeq, a predicted model, not a curated record
AGCGUCCUGAAACCGCACCUGCUGCGCCAAAGCCUGUCCAGCAGCAAGCAACACAGCAGGUGACACAGCAAGUCACACAGCAGAUGACACAGCAAGUCACACAGCAGGUGACACAGCAGGGAACACAGAAGGUGACAAAGGUAGUGACACAGGAGUUUACUGAGCCAGAAAAGACUACCACUAUGAUUGUUCAGAAAGUCUCACCCCAGGUUAUACAGGAAACCACACAACAAAUUACACAGCCAAUUCAGCAACAAAUCAUUAAAAAGACAGUUGUUCAAGAGACCCAUACUGAACAGCCAAAAGAGAAAGUGACUGUACAGAAGGUCACAACUGUUGCAGAACCACAGCCUGCUUUACAAACAACUGAAGAGACCAUAGUAAUGAAGCAACCAAAAAUGACCCAACAGACAGCUAAAGUUUCAGAACAAACUCAGGUGAUGCAGAAGGUUUCUGUGCAGAAGACACAAAUACUACAACAAGAGAAGGUCACAGAAGAAAAGCCUCUGAUAACCCAAGAAGUUCAAGAAGUCAAGAAACCUAAAGUUGUUGCAGAGAAAGCUAUGAUUAUUGAAGAACCAAAAGUUCUAAAGAAAACUACAGUAAUUCAACAGCCGACAUUGGUCCAGCAGGAAAUUAUGACUGCUGAAAAACCAGAAGAAAUAAAAGAAGUUACUACAAGAAUGGAGACAACAAAAGCUGAAAUCAUUCAAGAACCAGAGGUGCUGCAGACAACUGUAGUGCGAAAACCAGUUGUGGUGCAAAAAGAAAUGGUUGUUGUCCAAGAACCAGAAACAACAGUUGAGGUUUCCUCUGAACGCAAAGUUACAGAGAAAGCUGAAAUAAGUUUAGAACCCAAGAUCUUGCAGAAAACAAUUGUUACUCAACAGCCAACUCAAGUUGUAAGUUAUGAGGAAAUGACAAAGCAAGAAUCAGUUGCUGCAUUUUCAGAGAAGGAAAAACUGCAACCAUCACAUGAGCAACGCAUCACUGUUCAUAAGGAAACCAUCCUUGAGAAACCAAAAGAACAGAUAGUGCCUACUAUGCAGCAUGAAAAGCAGGUUGUGGUUGAACAAAAACAAGUCCAACAGACUGUGCAAAAGGCUGCUGUACAGCAAGAACAGCAGAUGACUGUGCAAAUGCAAAAAUCACAACAGGUGACUCAGCAGGUGCAACAAACACAACAGGUGAAGCAGAAGGUGCAACAAACACAACAGGUGGCGCAGCAGGUGCAACAAACACAACAGGUCACUGUACAGAAACAACAAACUGUACAGCAGAAGACACAACAGAAGGUCGUCACACAGGAACAACUAAUCACUGAACAGCAGAAACCAGUGCCAACCCCUCAGGCCCCUCUCACACUGCUCAUGGAAUCGGAACAACAAGAAACUAUCCCAGAACACUUGGCUGAUACUCUCCAGAUAGCCCCCAGACCUGCUCCCUCACAUGCUGAAGUACAUGAAGAAGAACCAACACACAAAGCAGAAGUUACACAACCUCACACAGAGUUGUGUGUGCCAGGCUUUAAGGCUUUGGUUCGACUUGCAACAGACAACCAACUUGACCUGGAAACAGUUGAUCUAAAACCAACAGAGAAAAUGACAUUUGAAAAAGAUAUUGGCAAGCUAAGUUUCCACUUAAAGAAAGGGGUACAAGUUAAUGAACUGAUGACAAUGUUGAAAGAAGGUGAGUUCAAGACACUUAAACAGGAGACUCAUCAGGCUCAGCUCUUAGAAGUUGCAAACAGAAUGGAAAGAGCUACAGUGACAAAAGUCCUUGUACAGGAAGCUUCUGACAGAUGUGAUCGGAAUAUUGGUCUAAAAUCUGUGAUGCGUACAUUAGAAACCGGACAGGAAUCUAUGGAGCAAAUAAUCAUGGAUGUUUCAAAAGAAUUUGGGCCAUCAUCUGAGCCUGUAAAGGAGAUUGCUGCUGUUGGACAUCUUCUACAGGAAGGUGUAAAAUGUGAUGAGGUUGUCACAUUAGUUGAAGCAGGUCUCCUACCAAGUCUGAAAAAGCCACAGUCACAGAUGCCUCUUGUCUCAAUGGUGGCUGAAAAGGGUCACGUAGGAAGUGUGUGUGAGGUUCUUGUAGAAGAGUCAACAAAGGAAAUGAAGAAGCCCAAGCCCAAGUUUGAGGCUGCACGUAUGUCAGAAGUUAAGGAAAUGUUGAAGAAAGCAAAGGCUGACUCUGUGGAUGUGAAGACCUUCACCCCGGAGAUGGUUCCUGGUGUUCAAGCUUAUAUUCGUAUGGCUCAAGAGGAGAAGGUUAACAUUGAAGAAGUCGUUCAGAAGACAGCAUUAGAACCAAAGCUAAAAGAAGAAGUUGCCAAGAUUGGCAUGAUGGUAAAACAUGGUGUGAUGGCCCAAGAUGUUAUCACUCUAAUGGAAGCUGGUGAAUUCCCACAGCUUAUGAAAUUAGAAGCACAAGCUCAACUCCUGAAUGUUGUGGAGGAGUUUGGAUUCAAGGCAUUAGUAAAUGAAGUUUUAGUUGAGCAGGUUCAACAAGCAGUCCAGAAGACUGAGAAAUCUAUUGGAGUAAAGUCAUUUAUGCGCAUGAUGAAAGAAGCUAAUGUCAAUGUUGAAGAAAUUAUUACAGAGCAAUUUGCCAAAGAGUUUGCUCCUGAAGUCAGAGAACCUGUGACACAGGAGAUGGCAAAGGUCAGUGUGAUGCUCAAGGAGGGUGUCCAGGCUGAGGAAAUUAUGUCUAUGGUUGAAACUGGACAGCUGCCAGCCUUAAGAAAACCUGAGACCCAAAUCCCUCUCAUCAAUGUAGUAGAAGAACAAGGACAUAGUGCAAUCAUCUGCCAGGUUCUCAUUGAAGAUUCAGUCAAGGAGAUUGUACAAGAGCUUCCUAAGGUGGACGUUGCAUCUGUUACAUCUGUUGAAAGCCUCCAGUCGGCAUCAGCAUCGCAGGUUGAAGUCAGAGCAAAGAAAACCCAAGAAAUCCAGAGGAUGGUUGAAUCUACUCAAGAAUCUACAGAAAAAGAGCAAAGGAUAACAAUAAAAGAGGAGACUACAGGGACAGAUGAAAUAUUGCUUGAACAAACAUCUAUGUUUGAAAGCCAGGAACUUAAGCCUGAACAGGCAAAAACACUUAUUAUGGAAGAUGUUAAGGAUUCAGUGACUGUUACUGAAAAUCUGAGUGAAGAACAGCCAGCCCCAUGGCAUCGUGGAGAAAAGAUUCACUUGAAGAAGCAGAUCAGCAUUACACCAGAUGUUGUGGCUUCUGAAUCUAUACAGGUCACUGAUACAAAAACUGAAGAUACGUACGUUACAUUACAGACAGAAAAAGGAAAAGAAGUUACUGCUACAGUCACCGAAGAGCUUAAGGAUUCAGUUACAGUUACAGAAAAGAUCCCAGAAGAACAGCCUUUGCCAUGGAAAAGAGGGGAGAAGAUCCCAUUCAGGACUGAAAAUAUCAAACCAGAACUGGUUUCCCUGGAACCACUUCAAGUUACUGAUACUAAAGCUGAAGAUACAUAUGUUGCCCUGAAAACUGAAAGAGGAGAACAAGUAAAGGCAACAGUCACUAAAGAACUCAAAGAUUCUUUGACAGUGAUGGAAAAGAUCCCUCAAGAACAGCCAAUGGCUUGGCAAAAGGGUGAGAAAAUUCCAUUUAAGACUGAGAACAUAAAGCCUGAGUUUGUGCCUUCUGAGCCUCUUCAAGUUACUGAUACAAAAGUUGAAGAUACCUAUGUACACCUACAACCAGAGAAAGCUACAAAAGCAAAGGCAACAGUUACUGAAGAUUUAAAGGACUCUUUAACAGUGACAGAAAAGAUCCCAGAAGAACAGCCACUGCCAUGGCAAAAGGGUGAGAAAAUUCCCUUUAAGACCGAAAGCAUAAAACCUGAGUUAGUUUCUUCUGAAUCUCUUCAGGUUACUGAUACUAAAGUUGAAGAUAGUUAUGUAAACCUAAAGCCAGAGAAAGGUGAACCAGUAAAAGCUACAAUAUCAGAAGAUUUGAGGGAUUCCCUGACUGUGACAGAAAAGAUUGCAGAAGAACAACCAAUGUCUUGGAGUAGGGGUGAGAAAGUUCCCUUUAAAACUGAGAGAAUAAAACCUGAGUUGGUUUCUUCUGAAUCCCUCCAGGUUACUGAUACUAAAGUUGAAGAUACCUACAUGCAUCUUCAACCAGAAAAGGGUGAGCAAGUAAAAGCUACAAUAACAGAGGAUCUAAAGGACUCACUGACUAUAACAGAAAAGAUCCCAGAAGAACAACCUACUCCAUGGAGAAGAGGAGAAAAGAUGCCAUUGAGAACUGAAAGCAUCAGGCCUGAAUUAGUUUCAUCAGAAUCAUUGCAAGUAACUGAUACUAAAACUGUAGAUUCAUGUGAAACUUUCCAGAGUGAAAAGGGGGAAGAAGCAAGAGCCACUGUAACAAAGGACCUAAAAGAUUCUUUGACUGUUACAGAAAGGCUUCCUGAAGAACAACCUUCACCCCUAAAAAGGCCUGCAAGAGUAACAGCUGAUUUAGCUCAGCACAAGUUAAUGGUAAUGGAACAUGAUUCACUUUCUGUUACUGAAGUAUAUGCUAAGGAAGGUGGUACUCAGUUUGAAACUGAAAAGGCAAAUGUACAGACAGCCAUAGGUAUGCUAGAGCCACUUGAAGCACUUACCACAACAGAUCACAGAAGUGAGGAAACUAUUUCUCAGCUCUCAGACUUAAUGAAACGAACACAAAAGGCAACAGUUAUGGAACAAGAUACUAAACAGACAGUUCAAAUUACAGAACAAAUUCCUCAUGAAAGUAUUGCAGAUCUGAAGAAGGAAAAACACAUAGUUGAGAGUCUCAAAUGUGGCCUCUCUGGACAGAAUGCUCCUCAAGUUGAAGAGAUUAUUGUGCAUGAUGCAGAAGAGAAGUAUGAAUCUAAAUCUCCUAAGAGAGAAACAACAAAACAGACAACAGUUACUAAACAGUCAGAAGCUGUGAUUAUUGCUGAACCAAAACUGGAGGAGGAUACUGUUCAAUGGGAAAAGCAUGCAGAAAAACUGGAACAAGCAAAGCCCAAUGUAUUAGAGCAAAAGUAUAUUCAAAUUUCUGAAAUAUUUAAGGCUGACAAGGAGGAUAUCCUUCAUGAACAAGCCCCAGUACAACAACAAGGUAGAAUAAUAGAAAUGCAGCAUCUGGAAGCUCUUACCAUACAAGGUCAUGAUAUCCAGGAAGAUGCUGCAUCAUGGAAGUCUCGCAUAGACAAGGAGCAAACUGCACGGGCAUCCAUCCUGGAAAAAAUGUCUGUUAAUGUCAUGGAAACACAGCAACAUGAUUCAUUUAAAGAAUAUAAACCAGAAAAACCAAUUGAAGCGCAAGCUACACAAAUGGAAGGUAAACGAGAAGCUAUAGCCGUUUCAGAGACAAAAGCAGAAUCUCCUAUAAGAGAACUCCCAAAGGAAGCCAAAAUAGAACAUCAUGCAUCUCUUAUUCAUUCCAAGAAAUCAUCUCUUGUUGUUUCUGCAUCAGAUGUCCAAGAGAGUGAAGCCCCCCUAAAGAUUAGGAAGCCAGUUGAAGCACAGGCAGAUAAAUUAGAUAUAAACACUUUCCAUUCUGUCAUAGUUGCUGAUACUGAAGUUCAAUCUCCUGUGGAUAUUCUAAGUAAACCUGUAUUGCCAACAGGAAAAGCAAAAACAAGCUUUAUUCCUCAAAAGGCACUUGAAAUUCUUGAAUCUCAAGCUCACCAAAAAGAGAAGGACUUCCAGCCUAGCAAGCCUGAAGACAUGGUUAUUCAAGGUAAAGUUGAAUGCAGUGAACAUUCCCUUGAAGUACAGGAAACAAAAGCUCAGUCCCCAUUAAGGGAAUUAAAAGAAGCAAAACCUUUCACAGAUAUGGCAAGCACCUCUGUUAUCCCUCAAAAGUCUGUGAAAGUGUCAGAAGUGUCUGUGAGUUUUAAAGAAGAGGAAUUCAAGGAGAUCCCAAGAUACUCUCAUACAGCAACAGAAGAACAAGUCCCAGGCCAUCUUCCACUGGAAAUAACUCAAAGCACCAUUCAAGAUACGAUUAAAGAUUUUACAACUAGUAUUCCAAAAGGAGAAUCAGCAUCAGUAGAUCUAAAGAGUUUCCAUGCAGCAUCUGUUAUGGAGAUCCAUGCAGCUCAGGCUGAAGAAAAAUAUAAUCCUUCUCAACAUCCAACAACUACUGCUAAAACGUAUUUGGUGGAAGGUAUGCAACCUAUUAUUACAGAAGAAAUUUGUGCAUCAUCUUCAGUUAUAGACUUUGAUGUUCCUGACAAACCAAAAUCUAAAGAAGCAACAAAGAGUUUUGAAGAACAAAAGGCAAUAACUAUUACUGAGACUGGCAUGCAUGAAAAAGAGGAGUCACUUAUGGAAAAGAAACCCGUUGAAUUACAUUUAAAAUCUAAAAUAAAUGGAGGGCUUGAGCCUCUUCUGAUUACUGAAGUGGAAAGUGAGGAAACUAUUGGCAAUGUAGUUCCUAUAACAGUGCCUGAAAAGGAAAGUGCAAAAAUUGAACUUACUCAUGCAGCUAAGGUGGCUCUUUCAUCUGGAGUACUAAUAAAUGAGUGUGAAGGAUGGCAUGAAGAUGAAAAACCAGAAGCCCAGAAGGCAGAAGGGAUCAUGAGCACAGGGGAGGCUAUUACUGUACUUGAAACACUUCCACAGUCUCUGGCUGAGGAACUUCCAGUUGCUCCCAAGCCAAAAGCUGAAGAAGGAAUGGGAUCUUUAAUUCCAUCAAAAACUGUGUCAGUCUCAGAGGUUAUUUUGCAUGAAAAAGAAGGACUACAUGAAGUAGACAAGUUCCCUACCAUUUCUCUACCCAGUCAGACACAAGCACCAAAUAUCCCAUUAGUUGUACAAGAGACUCAUACGGAUUCAAGUUUGUCUGAAAUGGCUCAGCAGAAAAUGUUGCCAUCACAGUCAGCUUCCAUAUCUCUUACUGCUCAUGUCAUUGCUUCUUCUAUAUCUGUAGGUAUUAGUGAGAAAGAAGGUGUUUAUAAAAAAGAGAAACCAAUAGAAGAUCUUGCAAAUGUUGAAUAUGAAAGUGGAAAAGUCCCCAUUCAAGUAAGCGAAACAAGAGCAGAGUCACCAGUGAAAGAUUUUAAAGAUAUUAAGCCAGAGAAUGCACAGGCAAGACCAGAUAUCAUACCUCAGAAAGCUAUUGCUGUAUCUGAAAUGGAAUCGAAAGAAAAAGAAGGAACUCUUGAAAUUAAGAAGCCAUCAGCAAUUUCACUGAAGUCUGAUAUCACGCAACCUUUGCAUUCACUGACUGUAUCUGAAAUCAGUGCAGAAACUAAUAUUCAUAAGUUAGAUAUAGAUAACAUAAAUGAAGAACAAGCUAAGACAAGUCAUAUUCCACAUCAUGCUACUGCUGUUAGUGAACCAUUUGUGCAUCAGAAAGAACAGGAUUAUACCCAGCCAAAACCACUUUCUGCUGCACCAAAGGAAUCAUGUGCUCCUGGACAUGAAUCAGUUCAAAUAACAGAAACAAGAGCAGAGUCCCCCAUUACUGACAGAGAUGAAAAAGAAACUCCAAAAAGCAAAGCUAAAAGUCAAGUUAUCCCACAAGAUACCGUACAAGUACAUGAAGUAAGGGUUCAUGAAUCUGAAGGAGACUUUAAGUUAAGUAAGCCAGAGGAAUCAAUUGGUAUUGUAAAUCGUGCCCCAGGCCAUGUAGUUGCAAUUUCUACAAAUAUUGAAUUAUCUGAAUGCAUCCAGAAAAUGGAAGAUGCUGGGAAACUGGAAGGAAAAACGGCAAAAAUGACAAUAAAUCCACAGCAGGCAGCAGAAGUUAUACAGCAUGAAGUAAGUGAGGCUGAAAAAGUGUUAAAAGAAGUGAAACCAGAAGAAAAGAAAGCGUUACCAAAUAUAGAAGAAAUGCAAUCUGUGUCAGUUAUGGAAAUAAGUGCAGAAACUAAGGAACAAAACUAUGACAUUAAAGAAUUACCAUCAGUGCAUAAUGUUGAAGCCAAACCAGUUAUCACUCCCCUUCACCUUGCUCAUGUCAACCAUCCUGAGGUAGCAGAGCAGGAGGGGAUUAUCCCUACAUUUGAUACCACUAGUACUAGCCAUGCAAAACUUGAAUUUACACCACACACUUCAAAAUUAGUGAUUCAGCAGCAACCUAAUAUACUUACAGGCAUAUUAAAAUCUGAACAACCUAUUCAUGCCUCAGGCAAGGUGGUAGUGGAGCCAGCUGCCCAUGUCUCAGGUUCGGAAGAAGUUGUUAUUGAAACAAUUGAGGAAACCGCAUCUAAAGCCACACCACAAGCUAUGCAGGCUCAUCGUCUUCUAGAUACGCAACAAACUAUUUCCGUUAUGCAAGUUUCUGCUUUUAAUCAAGCAGAAGCAAUGGGUAAAGUUUCUAUGCCAAUACCAGCAACAGCAAAGACUGUCCAAACAACUCAACAAAGCAUUAAUGUUCAUGAAGCAGAUUUAAGAGAAUCAUCAUCUAGUGUCACUCUUGAAAAAACUACAGAACAAAAAGCGACUACUGUGUUUGAUCAAAGGGAACAUGUUACAGUUUCUGAAGUAAAGUCAGAUGAACUUCCAGCUGAAAUGAAGCAUGUGAGGCUUGAAGGCAAAGCUUCACCUGUAGUAAAGCCUCAUGAAACUGUCACAGUCUCAUCUGUUACAGUAGCAGAAAAUUAUGAAGAAUCAAAGCAUCCAAAACCACGAAUGGAACAGGCUCAGCCGAUUGCAAUGCCCCAGGAUUAUGUCUCAGUGGAGGAGACUAAAGUACAUGAAAGUUCUGGAGAAAUAAAAAUCAAGCAGCCAACAGAAGAAAGAGCUACAACUUCUGUAUCUAAGCGUGAAUCUGUCAUGAUUUCUGAGGUAAAGACAGAGGAAAAACCAGUUUCUAUAAGAGAAAGAAGACCUUCCCAGGAGAGAGCCAAACCAGCUGUUGUGAGACAAGAGCAUGUAAUUGUAUCAGAGACAUCAACAGCUGAAGCACCUGGAUUUGUAACACAUCGCAGACCUUCUGAAGACAGAGCUAAAACAAUUCUUUCCCAAAAACAGUCAGUUAUUGUUUCAGAAGUUCAGUCAGAAGAAGCUCCUAAAUCUACAAAGCAAAGAACUCCAUCACAAGAAAGGGCAAGACAAGUAAUGUCAGAAAAGGAAUCUUUUGUUGUUCAAGAGGUUAAAGUACAUGAACUUCCAAAAGAUCUUCCAAAGGCCAAACCCAAGGAGGAUAAGGCUAAGAAGGUUAUUCCUCAACAGGAGUCCAUCUCAGUUCAAGAGACUCAAGUUGAGGUACACACAGGAGACAUUUCACAUGUAAAACCAAAAGAAGAAAAAGCAAAAAAGAUAUAUGAAAAGCGCUCAUCAGUGGCUGUAUCCGAAGUCUCUAGUCAUGAAAUGGCUGUAAAAAUGCCUGAUUAUAAGCCUCAGAAGCCUGAGUCUGCAAAAACAAAGAUGGACCAUAUGGAAGUUGUAAGUAUUUCUGAAAUAACUCCUGAUGAAGCUCCUCACAUUGUACCCAAGGAGAAAAGAAAAACAGAAACUGCUACUGUGAUUCUCCCUGAAAUGAAGGAGACAAUACAGAUCACAGAGGUUUCUACUGAGGAAACACCACACAGCGUAGUUCAUGCCAAGAAGAAUGAACAGUAUGCACAAGUAGUCCUUAAACCAACAGAAUCAAUAAGCGUCUCUCAUACACAAGUACAUGAAUCUACAGAUGAGGUGCAGAAGUUAAAGCAUGUGGAAGAAAGGGCUCAGACCAUCCUUCCUCAACAAGAUUCAAUUACAGUUCAAGAGAUAAAUGUAAAGGAAGAACCAGAAGAAGUAAGGGAACAUAGACCCAAAACUGAAACAGCAAAGUCUAUACUUUCACCUCGACAAUCAAUUGCAGUGGAAGAGAUAACUGUGAAAGAAAGUCCUGGGUCAGUAUCUGAAGUUAAGCCAAAAACUCAACAAGCUACAUCAGUUCUCUCUGAGCAUGAAUCCAUCACCAUCCAGGAAGUUAAUGUUAAAGAAUCUCCUGGCAAUAUUAAGGAUAUAAAGCCAAAAACAGGAACAGCUGAGACUAUCUUUACUACUCAAGAUUCUAUUGCUGUUCAAGAAGUUUCAGUGAAGGAGGCACAUGGUUCUGUUAAAGAUAUAAAACCCAAGACAGAACUGGCCACAGCCAUCAUUUCCCCUCAUGAAUCAUUGACAAUUCAAGAAAUAUCUGUUAAAGAAGCCCCAGGUGAUGUAAAAGAAGCAAAACCAAAGCAUGAGCAAGCUUCUUCAGUUUUAACUCCUCUGGAAUCCAUCAAUGUUCAUGAGGUUUCAGUGAAGGAUGCUCCAGGAUCAUUGAAAGAUUUACUAAUAAGUACAGAACAAGCUUUAGCCAAGAUAUCUCCUCAUGAAUCAAUAACAGUUGAGGAGGUUUCCAUUAGGGAAGCUCCUGGCUCAGUGAAAGAUGCAAAGCCAAAAACAGAAAUGGCAACAUCAAUCAUUUCUCCUCAUGAAUCAAUCACUGUACAAGAGGUAUCUGUGAAGGAUGCUCCAGGAGUGGUAAAGGACAAAAAGCCAAAGCAUGAGCAGGCUUUAUCAGUGCUCUCUCAGCAAGAAUCCAUCAGUGUGCAUGAGGUAUCUGUAAAAGAUGCUCCAGGAACCCUGAAGGAUUUGAAACUAAGUCCAGAACAAGCUUCAUCUGUUAUCUCUCCACAUGAAUCAAUUACUGUUGAAGAAGUUUCUGUGAAAGAAGCUCCUGGUUCUAUGAGAGAUGCAAAGCCUAAGACAGAAAUGGCAACUACAAUUAUUUCUCCUCAUGAGUCUAUCACUGUACAAGAGGUAUCUGUGAAAGAUGCUCCAGGAGAGGUAAAGGACAAAAAGCCAAAGCAUGAGCAGGCUUUAUCAGUGCUCUCUCAGCAAGAAUCCAUCAGUGUGCAUGAGGUAUCUGUAAAAGAUGCUCCAGGAACCCUGAAGGAUUUGAAACUAAGCCCAGAACAAGCUUCAUCUAUUAUUUCCCCUCAUGAGUCCAUCACAGUAGAAGAGGUUUCUGUGAAAGAAGCUCCUGGCUCUAUGAAAGAUGCAAAGCCUAAGACAGAAAUGGCAACAAUUAUUUCUCCUCAUGAAUCAAUCACUGUACAAGAAGUAUCUGUGAAGGAUGCUCCAGGAGAGGUAAAGGACAAACAACCAAAGCAUGAACAGGCUUUAUCAGUGCUCUCUCAGCAAGAGUCUAUCAGUGUGCAUGAAGUAUCUGUAAAAGAUGCUCCUGGGUCUUUGAAAGACUUGAAACUAAGCCCAGAGCAAGCUUCAUCUGUUAUCUCUCCUCAUGAAUCAAUUACAGUAGAAGAAGUUUCUGUAAAAGAGGCACCUGGCUCAGUUAAAGAUAUAAAACCAAAGACUGAAGUGGCUACAUCAGUCAUGUCUCCUCAUGAAUCUAUAACAGUAGAAGAGGUAACUGUAAAGGAUGCCCCAGGAGAGAUGAAAGACAAGAAAUUGAAGCACGAGCAAGCCACUUCAGUCUUUUCUCCACAAGAGUCAAUUAGUGUCCAUGAAGUAUCUGUAAAAGAUGCUCCAGGAUCCAUGAAAGAUUUCAAACUGAAAACAGAACAAGCUUCAUCUGUAAUAUCUCCACACGAAUCUGUCACAGUGGAAGAAGUGUCUGUAAAAGGGGCAUCAGCAGAUUUCAGUGAUAAGAAACCACAGUCUGAGACUGCAACCUCAGUAUUCUCUCCACAGGAGUCUAUUGCUGUCCAUGAGGUGUCUGUGAAGGAUGCCCCAGGUUCUUUGAAAGAUCUAAAAUUCAGAACUGAGCAAGCAUCCUCAGUCAUAUCUCCACAUGAGUCUGUCACGGUACAAGAGGUGUCUGUAAAGGAAACAUUUACUGAUAUUACAGACAAAAAACCAAAAACUGAAACAGCAACAUCACUAUUGUCAACAAAGGAAUCAAUAGCCAUUCAUGAAGUUUCAGUAAGGGAUGCACCAGGUUCAAUGAAAGAUUUAAAACUUAAGACUGAACAAGCAACAUCCAGUAUAUCUCCUCAUGAGUCCCUUACUGUAGAAGAAGUGUCUGUAAAAGAAGCAUCAGCAGACCUCAGUGAACGAAAGCCAAAAACAGAAAAAGCCACAUCAAUUCUUUCUCCUCAGGAAUCAAUUGCUAUCCAAGAAGUAUCUGUUAGAGAUGCUACAGGAUCUAUGGCAGAUAUUAAACCAAAAACUGAACAAGCAACAUCUAGUAUUUCUCCCCAUGAAUCAAUCACAGUAGAAGAAGUAACAGUGAAGGAAGCUCCAGGAGAUGUAUGUGAUAAAAAGCCAAAGACUGAGAAAGCUACUUCAAUAUUCUCACCGCAAGAAUCCAUUGCUAUUCAUGAAGUGGCUGUUAAGGAUACUACAGGCUCAAUGAAAGACUUAAAACUGAAAAAAGAACAAGCUUCAUCUGUAAUUUCUCCUCAUGAAUCACUUACCAUAGAAGAAGUAUCAGUGAAGGAAACAUCCAAAGAGCUUAGUGAUGAAAAACCAAAAACAGGACUGGCAACCUCAGUUUUUUCUCCUCAAGAAUCUAUUGCUGUCCAUGAAGUAUCUGUGAAGGAUGCUCCAGGAUCCCUUAAAGACUUAAAAUUCAAGACAGAACAAGCUUCGUCAGUCCUCUCUCCUCAUGAGUCUCUUACAAUUGAAGAAGUAUCUGUGAAGGAAGCAUCAGGAGAUCUGACUGAUAAAAAACCAAAGACAGAAGUAGCAACAUCUAUAUUCUCUCCUCAGGAAUCUAUUUCUGUCCAUGAAAUAUCUGUGAAAGAUGCUCCAGGUUCGAUGAAAGAUCUGAAACUGCAAACUGAGAAAGCAUCUUCUGUCAUAGCCCCUCAUGAGUCUGUUACAGUUGAAGAGGUAUCUGUCAAAGAAACAUCUGGAGACAUUAGCGAGGCAAAGCCAAAAACAGAAACAGCAACUUCAAUAUUCUCUACUCAAGAGUCUAUUGCCAUUCAAGAGGUUUCUGUGAAAGAAGCCCCAACAGACAUUACCUCUAAACUGCCCAAAACGGAAAAAGCCACUUCUACAUUUACACCUCAGGAAUCUAUUGCUGUUCAUGAGGUGUCUGUGAAAGAUGCUCCAGGAUCAAUGAAAGAUUUGAAAUUUAAAACUGAAAAAGCUUCAUCUACAAUUUCUCCUCAUGAAUCUGUUACCAUUGAAGAAGUAUCUGUUAAAGAAACAUUUGGAGAUAUGGAAGAGAGGAAACCUAAAACAGAGAAAGCUACUUCUGUUCUUUCUCAACAGGAAUCCAUUAGUAUACAUGAAAUUUCUGUUAAAGAUGCUCCAGGUUCCAUGAAGGACUUGAAGCCAGUUACUGAGAAAGCAUCAGCUACUAUUGCACCACAUGAAUCAGUAACAAUUGAAGAGGUCUCAGUCAAGGAAGCAUCACAAGAUCUGGCCAGCCUAAAGCCAAAACCAGAACUUGCAAAAUCUGUUUUGUCACCACAAGAAUCAAUAGCAAUUCAAGAAAUUUCAGUAAAGGAGGCACCAGGUGAUAUAGAGACUAUGAAGCCCAAAUCAGAAAAAGCACGAGUCACUGUAACAAAGAAAGAUUCCCUUCAGGUUCUAGAAGUUGCAUCUGAGCUUGCUCCAGACACCAUACCAGAGAGUCACAUGAUUGGUGACAAGGCAAAGGUCACUGUCACAGAGGAUCUCCAACGUGCAGAUCAGGAAGAUGUUAUUGUGUUACGAGGCCCAAAGAAAGAAAAGAAGGUCAUUGAAGUUGUGGAGGAAUCAGAUGAAGAAAUUCCAGUUAUAAAGAAAGAAAAGAAGGAAGAAACAGUUGAAGAAAAAAUAAGUGAACCAGAGGAAAAGAUUAUUGAAGAAGUAGAGGUUAAGAUGAAGCCAAAAAAGAAGCCAAAGAUCCAGACUGAAGAGGCUGAAGAAGUUGUUAUUAAGAAACCUGAGGAAAAAAUACUUGAAGAAACCACAGAAGAUGUACAAGUAAAAAUAAAACCAAAGAAAGAGCCUAAAGUAGAAGAACAACAAAUUUCAGAAGAAGUAACAAUAAAGAAAGCAGAGAAAAAGGAAGAGAUCGUUGAGGAAGUCUCUGAAGAUGUAACAGUUAAAAAGAAACCAAAGAAGAAGCCUGAAUUAGAGGAAGCUACAGAAGAGGUAAUACUCAAGAAACCAGAAAAGAAGCCUGAAGAGAAAGUUGCUGAAGAAGUUACAGAAGAGGUGCAAGUUAAGAUGAAACCAAAGAAAAAACCAGAAAUAAAGACUGAAGAGAUUGCUGAGGAAGUAACAGUCAAGAAGCCUGAAGAAAAGAAGCCUGAGGAGAAACCAGAAGAAAAGGAGCCUGAGGAGAAACCAGAAGAAAAGGUUAUUGAGGAAGUCACUGAAGAAGUGCAGAUUAAGAUGAAACCAAAGAAAAAGCCUGAAGUCAAGACUGAAGAGAUUGCUGAGGAAGUGACAGUGAAGAAGCCUGAGGAGAAACCCGAAGAAAAGAUUGUUGAGGAAGUCACUGAAGAGGUGCAGAUUAAGAUGAAGCCAAAGAAAAAGCCUGAAGUCAAGACCGAAGAGAUUGCUGAAGAAGUGACACUUAAAAAGCCUGAGGAGAAACCAGAAGAAAAGGUUGUUGAGGAAGUCACUGAAGAGGUGCAGAUUAAGAUGAAGCCAAAGAAAAAGCCUGAAGUCAAGACUGAAGAGAUUGCUGAAGAAGUGACACUUAAAAAGCCUGAGGAGAAACCAGAAGAAAAGGUUGUUGAAGAAGUCACUGAAGAGGUGCAGAUUAAGAUGAAGCCAAAGAAAAAGCCUGAAGUCAAGACUGAAGAGAUUACUGAAGAAGUGACACUGAAGAAGCCUGAGGAGAAACCUGAAGAGAAGGUUGUUGAAGAAGUCACUGAAGAGGUGCAGAUUAAGAUGAAGCCAAAGAAAAAGCCUGAAGUCAAGACCGAAGAGAUUGCUGAAGAAGUGACGCUUAAGAAGCCUGAGGAGAAACCUGAAGAGAAGGUUGUUGAAGAAGUCACUGAAGAGGUGCAGAUUAAGAUGAAGCCAAAGAAAAAGCCUGAAGUCAAGACUGAAGAGAUUACUGAAGAAGUGACACUAAAGAAGCCUGAGGAGAAACCUGAAGAGAAGGUUGCUGAAGAAGUUACUGAAGAGGUGCAGAUUAAGAUGAAGCCAAAGAAAAAGCCUGAAGUCAAGACCGAAGAGAUUGCUGAGGAAGUGACUCUUAAGAAGCCUGAGGAGAAACCCGAAGAAAAGAUUGUUGAGGAAGUCACUGAAGAGGUGCAGAUUAAGAUGAAGCCAAAGAAAAAGCCUGAAGUCAAGACUGAAGAGAUUGCUGAAGAAGUGACACUGAAGAAACCUGAGGAGAAACCUGAAGAGAAGGUUGUUGAAGAAGUCACUGAAGAGGUGCAGAUUAAGAUGAAGCCAAAGAAAAAGCCUGAAGUCAAGACCGAAGAGAUUGCUGAAGAAGUGACGCUUAAGAAGCCUGAGGAGAAACCAGAAGAAAAGGUUGUUGAGGAAGUCACUGAAGAGGUGCAGAUUAAGAUGAAGCCAAAGAAAAAGCCUGAAGUCAAGACUGAAGAGAUUACUGAAGAAGUGACACUGAAGAAACCUGAGGAGAAACCUGAAGAGAAGGUUGUUGAAGAAGUCACUGAAGAGGUGCAGAUUAAGAUGAAGCCAAAGAAAAAGCCUGAAGUCAAGACUGAAGAGAUUGCUGAAGAAGUGACACUGAAGAAGCCUGAGGAGAAACCUGAAGAGAAGGUUGUUGAGGAAGUCACUGAAGAGGUGCAGAUUAAGAUGAAGCCAAAGAAAAAGCCUGAAGUCAAGACCGAAGAGAUUGCUGAGGAAGUGACUCUUAAGAAGCCUGUGGAGAAACCUGAAGAGACAGUUGUUGAAGAAGUCACUGAAGAUGUACAGAUCAAGCUGAAGCCAAAGAAGAAACCUGUAACCAAAGAAGAAGAGGUUUCACAAGAAGUUACAAUACAACAACCAAAAGAAAAGAUAGUUGAGGACAUUACAGAGGAAGUUAAAAUUAAAAUGAAGCCAAAGAAAGAACCAGAAAAGAAAACUGAGGAAAUUACAGAAGAAGUAACAAUUAAGAAAACUGAAGAGCAACCUGAGGAGAAAGUCUGUGAAGAGAUUACAGAAGAAGUCCAGUUCAAGUUGAAGCCUAAAAAGAAACCAAAGACUGAAUAUGAAGAAAUAUCUGAAGAGGUGACAAUCAAGAGAAAGCCUCAGGAAAAGGUGGAGGAGGUGACUGAAGAUGUGCACAUUAAGAUGAAGCCUAAACAGCCAGAAAAGUUUGAAGAUGUAUCUGAAGAACUGACAAUAAGAAAGGAUGAGCCUAUAGAAAAAGUAGCAGAAGAAGUGACUGAGGAUGUGCAUAUCAAAUUCAAACCUAAAAAGAAAGAGCCUGAAAAGCAUAUAGAGGAAAUAAAUGAAGAAAUUACCAUAAUAAAAAAACAUGAGCCCUCUGAGGAAGUACAAGAGGAAGAGGUUGAAGAUGUUCAGAUUAUACGUAAACCCAAAAGAAAAGCUAUUGUCAAGGAGGAAAUUUCUGAGGAAUUUGUCAUCCAAAAACCUAAAAAGACAGAAGAACCAGCUGAAGAAGUUACUGAAGAAUUCAAGGUUAAGAGACCUAAACCAAAGAAGCCAGAGGAUGUGUCUGAAGAAUUUGUAAUGAAGGAAGAAUCACCAGAACCAACUGUGGCAGAGGAAAUAACUGAGGAAGUCAGUAUCAAAAUGAAACCAAAGAAGAAGAAGCCAUUUAUAACAGAGGAAAUAAGUGAGGCAGUGACUCUUAAAAAACCAAGGGACAAAGAAGAAGAACCAGAAGAAGUAAGUGAAUCUGUUGUUCUGAAGAGAAAAGAAAAACCAUUCGUGAAAGAGACUCAGGAGAUUUCUCAAGAGGUUGAAAUGAAACUCAGGGAAGGUGAAAACUUUACCCAGGAAGAAACUACAGAAGAUGUAAGCAUUAGAAUGAAGCGGCCAAAAAAGAAAUACUCUGUGACUGAAGAGACCAUUGAAUCCAAGAUGAUGAUCCAGGAAUCUGAUGAUGAAGAACCUGAAAUAAUUUACCAAGAAUUAGAUGAAGUUGAAGUAAUGCAGCAGUUGAUUGAUGAUGAAUCUGAAAUAGCUGAGGAGACUGUAGCAUUUAGAAAGCCUAAGAAGAAGGUAAUUGUAAGAGAUGAAGGUGAAGAGACAGUAACCAUUAAAAAGAAAAGGGUUGUUAAAAAAGAUGAUGAAACUGAUGCUCAAGUUACCAUUAAGGAACCAAAAUCACCUGAAGAGAUCCAAGAAUCUUUCCAGUUAAAACUUCCAAGAAAGAAGAAGUAUGUAGUAGAAGAAGAAGAAGAAGUUGAGGUAGGUGUAAAGCUUAGGAAAGAGCCAGAGUACCCAGAGUAUGAAAUUGGGGAAGAUGUACAGGAAACAUUUAAGUUCAGAGCUCGUGAACCAGAUGUCACUGAGGAAGAUGUUGAACAGUUCGAAGAUGUUGAGGGUGAGUUCACCUUUGGCCUACCACGCAAAGAAAAGCCGAGGUUAACAGAGGAAAUUGAAACUACUCAAAAGAUCAAGCUCCCUCCCCUACCCAAACAACCUCCUCUCUUCACCCAAGAGGAUGUCCAAAUGCAAAUUCAGGUUGCCCAGCAGACCCCCACAGAAGCAUAUGAACUUGCUCCACCUCUGCAAGUGAAGUUCAAUGACCAGCUGCGUGCCACAGCAACAUAUGUGUGUGAGACAGACCAGCAAAAUGCCAUGCACCUCGUUGAGGGUGAGCGUGUCUAUGUGCAAGAAUCAACCAACAGUGACUGGUGGUUUGUCAAGAAACAUUUGACUUUGGAGCAAGGUUAUGUUCCUGCUAAGCUUCUGGCAGAAGAGACCUCUUACACCCACUAUGUCCAGCAGAAACUAGCAGAAAAGAUCAGCAAGCUCCCUGUGUUUGACAAACUGAAGAAGGGCCAAAAGGCAGAACCUCCUACAAUAGUGACAAAAAUCCAGCCAUCAACAAUAGCCGAUGGAAAAGAGGCCCAGUUUGUCUGCAAGGUCCAGGGUACUCCACGACCUACUAUUACCUGGUUCAGACAGACUGCCAUUAUAAAACCAUCUGAUGAGUUCCAGGUGUUCUACUCUGAUGACAACACUGCUACACUGGUCAUAAAGGAAGUAUUCCCUGAGGAUGCUGGCAUGUUCACCUGUGUGGCCAAAAAUGAAUUUGGCUACUCUUCCUGUAGUGCUGAACUUGUUGUGGAAGGUCCUAUCAGUGACCAUGGUAGUGAGUCCAUGAUGGCCUCUCGCCGUAGCCUGAGCAGAGAAUCUUCUGUUUGUGAUUACCUGGAGGGCAUUCCACCAACAUUUGCAGAUAAGCCAAAGAUCAAGACAGUUGAAGAAGGAGCUCAACUUGAAAUGGAUGUCCGUCUUGUAGCCAUCCCAGAACCUGAGAUUACAUGGAAGAAGAAUGGACAGGUUAUCAGGGAUUCUCAGCAUCUGCGCAUUGUGAAGCAGAAGGAUGUUCAUGCAUAUCGUUCUAUCAUUAUUAUCAAGGGAGUGAAGAAAGAGGAUGAAGGACAGUACGAGGUUAUUGUCAAGAACCGUGAAGGAGAAGCCAGGAAUCAAAUUACUCUUAAAGUUACUGCACCUCAGGGUCCUGCCUUCCAGGAGAAGUUCGGAGACCAGACUGUUGAGGCUGAGGGAACAAUUCGACUUGUUGCAAAGAUUCGUGGUGUCCCUGCACCUGAUGUUACCUGGAGCAGGAAUGGCAAAAGGCUCAAGGUGGAGAAGAAUGUUGUAAUGACCUUCCAAGAGGAGCUGGCUGUGUUGGAGAUACGUAAUGUCACUCCUAAAGAAGAUUCAGGGAAAUAUACAUGCACAGCCACCAAUAAGGUUGGCAAGGCCACACAUUCAGCUAAUAUAACAGUGGGCGUCGAUGUUGUUACCUUCAAACGUGGUUUGGAGUCAUGUGUUGUUGAUGAGAACUCUGAGGUUAUACUGGAGUGCCGCACCUCUAAGGAAAAACGGUGUACUUGGUACAAGGAUAACACUGAACUUAAGAGCAGUAGGACCAUGCACAUUGAACAAGAAGGUCUUACUCAUCGUUUGGUCAUUCAAUCGGCUACUAUGACUGAUUCUGGCAAAUACAGCUGCAAAUUUGACAACCAGUCUACUUUCUGUAACCUUACUGUCAAAGGUGUUGAUGACUUUGUUGAGAGGAUUCAAGAUGUUGAGGUCCAGGAAAGGGAACAAGCCAUCCUGCAGGUCGAAGUCAGCAGUGAGAAGGCCACUGUUACAUGGCACAAGGAUGGUGAAGAGAUCACAAGCAAGACAAAUCGCUUUAAACUAGUCAGUGAGGGCAAGAGGAAGAAACUGAUUCUUACAAGUGCCACCUUGGCUGAUGAGGGUGAAUACACUUGUGUACUGGGUGACCAGGAAUGUACUGCUGAGCUCACUGUACGAGAACUGCCUGCUGAGAUUGUUAAAAAGAUGAAGGACCAAGUGGUCUCAAAGGGCAGCAGAGCCACCAUGGAGGUUGAACUUACAAAGGGUGAUGCUGUCAUUACCUGGUACAAGGAUGGUAAAGAAAUUCGCUUCUCUGAUCAUUACCAACUCUCCAUUGAUGGCAAGAUCCAGAGGCUGAUGGUGUAUAACUGUCAACUUGAAGACAGUGGUGUUUACCGUGCGGUUGUGGGCAAGAGUGAAUGUUCUGCCUCACUUAAGGUUGAGCUGCAAGCAGAGGGAGACUUUUCUAAGAGGUUACCAGCACAGAUGGAUGUGAAUUACAAGGCAGAUGCUACAUUUGUAGUUGAAGUCACAAAGGAAUAUGAUGUUAAGUGGUACAGGAAUACUGAAGAGAUUGUAAAGUCUGACAAAUACAUCAUGAAGAAGGAAGGCAUGAAGAGAAUCUUAAUUGUAAAGAGUGUGACUCAAGUUGAUGCGUUUGAGUAUUCCUGCAUCCUUGGUAGCCUCAAGACAUCUUGCAGACUUAACGUUGUCCUGAUGGAAACUGCUCCAAAGAUCGAGAAAAAGCACCAGAAGGCCGAAAUUGUUGUCACAAAGGGAAAAGAUGCUACUCUUACUGUGCCUUUUACUGCUACUCCAGUUCCCAAGAUCUCCUUGUACUACAAGGGUCAGCUUGUAGAAACUGCAAAGAGCCAAAAGAUCCUGCCAACUAUAUCUGAGAAUGUGGCCAAUAUUACUAUAAAACAGAUAGAAAAUAUUGACUGUGGAGAAUAUAGGCUCAAGUUGAGCAAUGACUGUGGAGAUGCAUAUGCUGAGUUUACUGUUAAGAUCCUUGAUAAGCCAUCAUCGCCUGGUUGUCCUGAGCCAAUGAAAGUUACGAAUGAUUCUGUAACCCUGCACUGGACCAUACCCCAAGAGGAUGGUGGACGUGUUAUUAUCAAUUACAUAAUUGAAUAUAGGACCAAGAGAGAGGAGAGAUGGAUUGUGUAUAACAAGGACUAUAAGGUUACUGAAAGCACUGUUGUGGUUCAGCAUCUGACUAAGGAUGAGGAAUACAGCUUUAGGGUUUCUGCUGUCAAUGAAAUUGGAACCUCUGAAGUCUCUAGGAGUUGUGAAUUUGUCAAGGUUUCUGAGCCAGUGAGGGCUGAACCUCCUAUGGUAAAGGAACAACUUCAGGCAGUUGUGAGUGGCCUUCAUCAAGAGGUUAUCCUCCGCUGUGUUGUUACAGCCACACCUGCACCCAAAAUUGAAUGGCUCAAAGAUGGCAAAGCUAUUUCUGGUUUUACUAAGUAUGAAAACUUCACUGCCACAUUCACAAUCAAGCAGACUAAUGAAGAUUCUGGUGGCAUGUACACCUGCCGUGCCAGUAAUGAAGCUGGUAUGGCAGAGUGUUCUGCUACUGUUGUCAUUCAAGAGGCACCAAGAUUUGAUUAUGAUGAAAAACAACAGUGUCAACGUCUACACGUGGGUGAAAAAUGGCAUGUCCCCAUUCAGGUCAUUGGCUAUCCAAGACCCAGGAUCAAUUGGUCUCGUAAUGACCAACCACUCAUGUCCUCUCAGCGCAUUGUGAUUCACACUGAAGAGUCUGAGGGAAUGACAGAUAUUGCCAUUCAGAAGUUGUCAAUGGAAGAUUCUGCUGUGUAUACCUUAACAGCAGAAAAUUCUGCUGGACGAUCUCAGCUGAGCUUUAAUCUCAGAGUUGUUGAAGAGGAAAGGGAGUCCCAAGUAUGUGCUCUUGAGGUUAUUGAAGAAGAAGUUAAAAGGGAGCGCCCUGCUCCACCAAUGGGUCCUCUCAGGGUUAGUGAAGUGACUUCCUCGUCACUGAGACUAACAUGGGAAGCUUCACCUUAUGAUGGAGGUAUGGAGAUCACUUCCUACUACAUUGAAAAGCUUGAGAAGACCCAGAAGCACUGGCAGAAGGUAGCAGAGGUUGGCGCUUCCGUGAGGACAUAUGUUGUCACUGAACUGGUUGAAGGUCAUGAAUACAUGUUCAGGGUGUUCGCUGUCAAUGCUUUUGGAAUUUCUGACUCUCUGGAGGUUUCUGAAACCAUUCUCAUCAAGAGUCCAUUUGACAAGCCAGGUCCUCCAAUUGGUCCCUUCGACGUGAACAACAUUACUGAAUCAUCUAUUUUACUACACUGGGAUGAGCCUGACUCAGAUGGUGGCUCACCUAUCACUCACUACAUUCUGGAAAAACGUGAAUCCACCAAGAAAGCAUGGACAAAGGUUGGCCAGACCUUAGCAGAUGUCACCCAGAUGGAGGUUACAGGACUGAAGAGAGGUGUUGGCUACUGCUUCAGAGUAUUUGCAUUCAAUGCAGUUGGUCAAGGACCUCCUCUACAGCCUGAAGAGCCGAUCACAGCAGGCAAGAAGAUCACUCCUCCAUCAAAGCCCAACAGCCUUCAAGUGAUAGAUGUUACCACCAAGACUGUGACCCUUGCUUGGGCACCUCCAACUACUACAGGAGGAGCUGACCUGAUGGGUUACGUAAUUGAACGAAGACUGAUCUCAGAAAAGAAAUGGGAGAGGGUUGACACUGUGGAUGCCUCUGUGACUUUGUACUGUGUAGAGAACUUACAAGAAAAGUCUGAAUAUGAAUUCAGAGUGUUUGCUGAGAAUCCAGUAGGUCUUAGUCUAGAAGCUGCAAUGACAGAACAAGUCAGGCUUAAGACCCAUGCAAUGCCACCAUCACCACCAACUGCACCACUGGAAGUUCGUCCAACAGGCCCCAAUAGCCUCAUGAUUGAGUGGGGAGCACCUGAGAGUGAUGGUGGUGCUCCAUUAUUAGGAUAUAUCAUUGCCAUUAGAGACAUCAAGAGAACAAUGUGGAUUGAAGUAGGCCAAGUUGGAGCCAACUUCACCAGGUUACACAUCAAAGAGUUGCAGGAGGAACACGAGUACCAUGUCAGAGUGUUUGCUCGUAAUGAAGUGGGCACAAGUGAUCCUCUUGAAACUGAAGACCCUGUGAAGGUCAUCCGGCCAGCUGACUUCACGGAGCUGCCUGAGGAUGAUAAUGCGCCUUCACUGUCCUACUCCACGACGGAGACUCUCUCCUGGAUGCGGGAGGCCGGCAUGGACGCCGAUAUCUACUCUUAUGCUCGUGGUCGCCUCCUGAACAGAGACGAAUACUUCUUCAAAGUCUGGCACCGCGGGAUGGACAAAUACGAAGAGAAAAAAUAAUAUGUCAGAAAUAUUUUUAUUAUAAUUUUUUAAUAGGAAACUCUUAGUUAAGUACUGUAUUGUUGAAAAUAUAAUUUUAUUUGUUAAUUUCUGUUAAUGUAUAUUGCCGAUUAUGGAGACCUGUCUCCCUUGAGAUGAGCAGGUGAUGGGGUUGGUGUCCAAUCUCUCGCCUGUUAUGGAGAAUACCCUUUUAAGGAACUGAAGUUGUACUUACUAUUUACUGAUGAUCGUCAUAUUUUUGUCAGUGAUUCUCGAUUAUGUGUACUAUAACGGCUCCAGGUGUCCACAAUAAGUAGGAUACCGGAAGCCGCCCUUGGAAGACUUGUGCGCCAUAAGGUGUUCGGUCCUGGACUUCCCAGUAGGAACUUUCGUUCUGGUCUUGUUUUGACAUCAUCAUCAUUACCCUGAGAUGUUCACCUGUGCACCCAGUAAAACAGACCCGGAAGUUUCUAGCUGUGAUAUUCCUAAAUGGCCCAAAUAUACCAUCAUAUAGAUAUUUUCUUUUAGUAUUGCGGGCCUAGAUUCCAACCCGUGGACCAAAUCUUGUGGCAGUACAACUCUAAACGACUUUGAUACACGAAUCCCUUAUUUUGUGUACUGUAUAGAUUUUGUCAUUGUAUUGUCUUGCUCGUGACUCAGGAUUAAAUGUAAUCAUUUCUAUUUAUAAAUGAUCGUAUCACUGAACGCGAAUGUGUCCAUAUUAGUCUCAUCAUAAAUAUGUAUGACCUUAGCUGUUUUGUGGUGAAUGUACUGUGAUAAGCGAAACUUACCUAAGUCGACUGCGUGCUUGCAUAAGAAAAUAUCUAUUGUUUUUUUUCUUGUGUUGCCUUGUUUAUUUCCCCAAAUUUUGUGACCUGGCUGACAAGCCUUAGUGAACAUUGUGUCAGGAGCCAUACUGCUGCUGCGAAAAACUACCAUCUCUUUGGCCCGACCACAAAGUCCAGUAAGUUUUGGCAGCCAAGGUCAGCUUACUAAAGUCAAGUGGAUGGUCACUGUUCUUUCACGAAUGCUGCUGCAAUAUACAACCAUCAAUAUUCUCGUGGGGCAGUGGCGAUUCACUUGGCUGCCAGUUUGACUAGGCUUGUUGUGUAGAAUGAUGAUAAUAAACGGUUUAGCUGA